Molecule: messenger RNA, 1530 nt
Organism: Gambusia affinis (western mosquitofish)
Lineage: Eukaryota; Metazoa; Chordata; Actinopteri; Cyprinodontiformes; Poeciliidae
Product: probable E3 ubiquitin-protein ligase RNF144A-A
Exons: 4
Coding region: 179-1033 (284 amino acids)
Molecular function (GO): zinc ion binding
Source: RefSeq, a predicted model, not a curated record
CAUCCAUCCACCUGCUCGUCUUUCCAUGUAGGCGUGUCUUCAGCGAUCAGCUGCUCAGCAAAAGUCACAUGACUCGUAAAUAAUAACCAGGCUCGAAAUCGAAAGAGUUUCCUUCAAUUAGACUUAACAUAAGUUGACUGUUUUCAGCGUCGCAGCAGAAAUCAAGAAAUCUUUCAAGAUGAACGAUAAAACUAAGCGCUACAACCGGAGCGACUCUACAAUCCGAUUUGUGGAUGAAGAGGAUCAGUUUGACUUUCUGUGUGAAGGUUUUGAUUCCCCAAGAGCCCGGAUGUCCUGCGAACAUGUGGUGACCCCGAUGUCCCUCACAAAGUGGUGCCAACAAUUACUCAAACAGGGAAAAACAAGGUUUGUGUGCGGUCAGUCUGGCUGUGAUGCUGAGUGGCCGUAUCAGGAGGUUUGCAAAAUGGCCGUGCUGACCCCUGAAGAAAUGAAGAACUUUGAGACGACCAUGGCCCAGAAUGCUGCCGCCAUAGAUCCUAAUGCAAAGUUUUGUCCAGGCUGCAUGACUCCUGUGACCAGAGGAAGCAGCUCAAACCUCUACGUCUGCUGCCAAGUGUGUUCAGUAAAGACCGGACGCAGCUUUGGGUUCUGCUGGCAGUGUCUGAGGGAGUGGAAAGGUCGACAGCCUCGAUCCGACCGCUGCGAAAACGACGACUGCCACAAUUCUGCCCUGAAGACGCUGAGAGAGUGUCCAGAAGUCCAAAUUGAGCUAGCGGGAGGAAUCAAAGGGUGUCCAUCGGUCCGUGCCUGUCCCACCUGCGGCUCACUGCUGCAGCACACUGGGAAAGGAUGCAAAGAGAUGUCAUGUCCCCGAUGUAACAUGAAGUUUUGUUUUGGCUGCCUAAAAAGUGUUGAUGAAUGUAUAACAGAUGACUUUGAUAUUUGUGGUAUUGCCCCCAGACAGACGUCUAUUCCUAUGUGGGAUGGACGUAUUAUUCCACAUAGGUAUGGAGAUCUAUUCCACCUCCAUAGACGUCUAUUCCGCAUCAAUUCCUAUUUGGAAUAUGAAUAGACGUCUAUUCUAUUCUACGUCCAUUAUGUGAUGUAUUCAUGAUGAUACAUCACACCAUGAGGUGAUGUUUCUCAUCAUGGUAGCUCAUGAUGAGCUACCACUAUUUUUUAUUUACCUUGUUGUUCUUCCUAUUCAUGUAUAAUCUUUAAAAUCCAAUAUUUGCAACAAUUUGAACAAUCUUUGUACUCUGCUAACUACAAAGUAGCUUCCAAAUAAAUCUUGUCAUGUUGUGAAAUGUAUUAUGAAACUACAAUAGAUGAAGAAAAUCUUUGGGAACCACUGCUUUAAAGGAUCUCCACACAAAUAUGUAGCUUUUUGUGCUGUUUGAUGCCUCUAUUAUUGUAUUUGCAUCAAGUAAUCCUAUCAUAUUGUAAGAGUCUUCUUUUAUUAUUCAUAAAUCAGUCUUUGUCACUUGAUUGCAUUUUUUCAGUAGUGCAAACUGAAAAUCAGGAAUUGUUGAACAAAUAAAAAUGUUGCUAUUGUUUUGGCUAAUUAAA